This is a messenger RNA of Brassica oleracea var. oleracea, 635 nucleotides long. RefSeq lists its product as uncharacterized. The transcript has a single exon. The coding region runs from base 135 to 602 and encodes 155 amino acids. Lineage: Eukaryota; Viridiplantae; Streptophyta; Magnoliopsida; Brassicales; Brassicaceae. The record is from RefSeq and is a predicted model, not a curated record.
AUUCUCGAGGCUUGUUGUCUUCUUCUUCCUCGAUAUUCAUAUAUAUAAACUCCUUUCAAGGUCGUCUCUUUCAAUUCACAAACCACAACACAACACAACAUCAAGAUCAAGAGUUAACUCAUAUAAACAAAAAAAUGGGAGCUUGUGUUUCACGUGAAUCUAUGAGAGGAGACUCGGCGAAGGUUAUACUGUUCGACGGGACUUUACAAGAGUUCUCAUCUCCGGUCAAAGUUUGGCAGAUCUUGCAGAAAUACCCGACGAGUUUCGUCUGCAACUCAGACGAAAUGGACUUCGACGACGCCGUUUCGGCUGUCUCCGGCAACGAGGAGCUCCGGUCGGGGCAGCUUUACUUCGUUUUGCCUCUGACGUGGCUCAAUCAUCCGCUAAGGGCGGAGGAAAUGGCAGCGUUGGCUGUUAAAGCGAGCUCGGCGUUGGCCAAGAGCGGCGGUGUCGGAUGGGUUUCCGUCGACGACAGUGACGUCGACGGUAAAGUUUAUCAGCCGAAAAACAUCGCCGGAGUGAAGACAAACGCCGGUGGCGGAAGAUGUUGUGGCAGAGGGAAGAGGAGAUUUACUCGGAACCUGAGCACCAUCGCCGAGUAGUGUCAAUUAGUCAUUUUGAGAAACCAAAAAAAA